AGUAUUAUAAAAUAAUGUAAAUCAAUGUUAUAAUUUCACAGUUGGUCUGAAGAAGUUGGCACGGAUUGGUCGAUGAAAUAUCAUUCGAUAAAACUAAUAGUGUAUAGAAUUAGAUUGCCGUUAUUUUGAUAACAAAAAAUAUAAAAUAAAAAUUGAAAUUUUUCAUUACUACAUUAAAGGAAAUUUUUAUUAAAUUAAAAAAAAACUCAGUAUGUCUGUAUAUCUGUCAAUCACAAUUUUUGGAUUAAUUUUACUUUGCAGUUUAUCAGCACAAGAAAAUAAUACGUUACUAGGAAAAAAUAAUGAUACUGAUGUAUUUUUUGAAAGACACAAAAAACUAUGGCUUAAUCCUGUUUAUGGAACAUUAGCUGAUUCAAAUACACAAAUUUAUAUGGUUAACUAUGAUCAAGACAAACGUCAAUCUGAUAUUAGGGAGUGGCCGAAUGUAACAUAUUACGUAAUGUCGAAUUUACAUAAUGUAAUAGAACAUGCUACCACAUUAGCUGUUAAUAAGAAUGGUAGUAAUUAUGAAAUAAUUAAGGCAAUAGUUUCUGCUAUACCUCUAAAAACUGAUCCUGCAUUUCCACCAAUAAUCUACCCAGAAAUAUUAGUUAUCGUUGACUAUUCUUUGUACAAAAAACUCGAUGGAAAUCUAUGGAAAAUUGUACCAUAUCUCUUAGCAUUUUGGAAUGGCGUAGAUAUGAGAUUCAGAAGUUUAAAUAACCCUCGAGUUAGAUUAAAUAUCGCCAAGAUUCUUAUUGCUGAGGAUCGAAGAGCUCUUACAUAUACAAGAUCAUAUCUUGAUAAUAGAAGAAAUUUGGAUGCACGUGGAUCAAUAAAUGAUAAAAAAAUAUGGUUGUAUGAGCAAAAAAAUGUCGUUCCAUUAGACAGUUACGAUAUUGCUAUCACAAUGACUUCAGAUGCAAUGUAUUUACUCCCAUUUGAUAAUAACUUGAGUAAUGGUGUUCCAAUUAAAGGGUUAGCUUCUGGAAAAGCUUGUUUGGCUGAUCACAGAUUGAGACGUGCUAUGAACGUCGCUAUUGUUAAUGACGAGGGCGCUUAUGACGGAAUUAUGGCAGCUGCUCACGAAAUAGGACAUUUGCUGGGAGCUGAUCAUGAUUACGACAAUAAAUCUUGCGGUCCUUUUCAUGGCUAUGUUAUGAGCCCAUACUUGGCUUAUAGAACAACGUCGUGGAAUUGGUCACCAUGUUCACAAUUAAAUUUCCGCAAUUUCUUGAGAUCGGGAAAUGGUACAUGUUUGUUCAAUAAACCAAAAGAAGGUAUAGAGAUACCGAGAUUAUUACCGGGAAAAUUAAUGGACGCAAACGAACAGUGUAAAAUAUUAGGGAGCUCAUCAGCUGUCGAACUUGAAGAUUUCAUUUGUGUAGAUUUAGCGUGUUAUGAAAAUGAUAACGCGACAGUUACAAAAUUUUAUCGUUUUGGUGCUGCUGAUGGAACUAAAUGUGGUGAUGGAAAAAUUUGUCUCCACGGUUCAUGUUUAUAUGAAAAAUCUAUAACUUAAUGAUAUUCAUUUUUUAAAAAAUGUACAAUACUUCCAUCAAUAAAACAGAAAAAUUCUGAAAUUGUAUCAGGAAAAAAUUAGUUUACUGACCAGAAAAUUGACUAUGAAAUAGCAAAAAAAAAUUUUGAAUAACGUUUGUAAAUUCUCAAGACAAGAAAUCAAUUAAAUAUUUUUUUUGAAUCAAGAAUGAUCUGUCAUCGUUGUAUCAUUUAUAAAUUUUUUCUUAAUAUAAAAAAAAAAAUUUAAUCUAUCAAUAUUUAUUGAUUAAGAUAUCGAUAAUUCAAGCUUUUGCUAGUGCCGAUGUGUAAAAUGUAUUGAAGAUUAUGAUAAUAUUUCGGGUUAGAUUAUUUUAGACAAACUGUCAGUGGAUUUAAAAAAAACUCGUUUGGAAGUAAUUUUCGUGCUAGACUGAACGGCUACUCAAUUUCAAAACCCACAACGAGUAAAUUCUCUAUAAAAAAAUUGAGAGUCAAGUAAAAGUGAUUAUGUAUUUUAUUUCGAUCCAAGUUCACUCCGUCUUGUUAGAAUCUAAAAAUUCUGAAAAUUUGAGCUUAAUCAGUAGGGUGCGUUCGAAGAUAUUUCAAAAAUAAUAUGUUUCAAAAAUAUUUUUUUUGGAGAACUUUUAAUUUACUUGAUGGAUUGAUUGUAAAAUCUAAUCAGCUCUGAAAAUUUAUAAGCCGCGUUGAAUGACACCUCAACGAUCGAAAUCGGUUCAUCCGUUCAAAAGUUACAGAUAUUUACAUAGGAACGUACAAACACACCUAUAUAGGUACACUCGGACAUUAUCUUGAAAUUUGUCAGAAUAGCUUCCUAGAACCUCAAAACUUCAAGAUUUGAUAGAAAUUCGGUUUUCGAAAAUUGGACCGAAACCAAUAACAUGCCUAAUUUGUAUGAUAGGUAACUACUUUGAAUUAGUACUUGGAACGGCAAUUGUUAAUGACUUGGGUGCUUAUGACGGAAUUAUGGCAGCUGCUCACGAAAUAGGACAUUUGCUCGGAGCGGAUCAUGAUAAUGACAAUAAAUCUUGCGCCCCUUAUCUUGGCUAUGUUAUGAGCCCAUACUUGGCUUAUAAGACAACAUCGUGGAAUUGGUCGUCAUGUUCACGAUUGAAUUUCCGUGAUUUCUUGGGAUCGGGAAAAAGUACAUGUUUGCACAAUAAACCAAAAGGAGGUAUAGAAAUACCUAGAUUAUUACCGGGAAAGAUAAUGGACGCAAACGAACAGUGUAAAAUGUUAGGGAGCUUAUCAGCAGCCGAACUUGAUGACUUAAUGUGUACAGAUUUAGUUUGUAAUGAAAAUGAAAACGCGACGGUUGAACGAUAUUAUCGUUUUGGUGCUGCUGAUGGAACUAAGUGUGGCAUUGGUAAAAUUUGUCUUCAUGGAUCAUGUAUUUAUGAAAAUGAAGUAUCUUAUUGAUAGUAAAUGUAAAAUAUUCAUGACUCGAGACAUGAAGUAACUUCAAAUCUUAACGUUUUAUUAAAGAAUCCAUAAUAGAAUUCUUUUAGUAACUCUGUUGUAACCAACUUUUA
Molecule: messenger RNA, 3050 nt
Organism: Microplitis mediator
Lineage: Eukaryota; Metazoa; Arthropoda; Insecta; Hymenoptera; Braconidae
Product: A disintegrin and metalloproteinase with thrombospondin motifs like
Exons: 11
Coding region: 212-1522 (436 amino acids)
Biological process (GO): proteolysis
Molecular function (GO): metalloendopeptidase activity
Source: RefSeq, a predicted model, not a curated record